GACCGCUUUGUUGGUUCCAUGACGCAAAUAAGGAAGAUACCAACAUGGCGGACCACAAUGUUAGUCAGGAUUAACAUGAAAACAAAGCAUGAAAGAACAGUUUACAUGGAGAGAUUUCAAAAAGUGAGAUGUUCGUAUUAUAGUGUAUUGUCAGAUAUCUUAUACAGCUAGUCAUGGGCACCAAACAAAGUACUCCAUCUCAGAGACCACGGACAUUUUCAGGAAGUGGUCCCGUGCCCGGGGGCUCUGGGGCAGACGUUGCUGUGGGUUCUAGUGGGGCUUCUAACACCCGACUACGAGCCCGCAGUUUGGGACAUUUCAGUGCAUCUACCCCAACGGGGCUAGUGAUACCACCGGGUGCCACUGCCAAUGGUGACAGACGGGGUACCAGGUCGCCUGACUCGGACUCCAGUACCCCAGAGGAAGGCCCAUCAUUUGGCAGACAGUUUGCGCAUUCUUUACCUUUACACCUUUUUGCACUUCAAGGCAUUAAAUGUCCGGUGUGUGCCAAGUUUAUACCUCCCGAAGAAAUCGAGUGUCACUUAGUGAUAUGCUUGACCAAACCUAGAAUCAGUUACAAUGAGGAUGUCUUAGUUGAAGACAAGGGAGAAUGUGUGAUAUGUUUUGAAGAGCUGGAGAAAGGGGAUACCAUUGCCCGAUUACCAUGUUUAUGUGUAUAUCAUAAGGGAUGCAUAGACAAGUGGUUUGAGAAGAAUCGCUCUUGUCCGGAGCAUCCCUCUGACUGAGGAGAAAAAGAUGAAACCACUGUCAUCAAUACUCUACAGAGAAGAGGGCUGUAUCUUCAUGUCUUUAGCAGCGACCACAUCAAGCAAAUGUGUACUGAUAAAUAUGGGCUUUCAUUGCAAACUUCAUUUAUUCUUGAGAGUGUAUGUAACUAUGAUGAUAUUAGGUGCCAGGUCAUGGAGAGAGGAGGCUUACAAUUUUUGAUAGCUGCGACAAAGGAAAUCCCCCAUUUCCCGUUCAGCAAGCGUUAGUUUAAUCUAUAGUCAAGCUGUAGUGCUGGUGCAUGUUUUCAUCAACAACACAGGUCGUCUUUUGAAGUUCACAUCCUGAGGAAUGUGUGUGUGACUGGUUCACACACACUCUCACACACACACAUACACACAGGUGGAUGUGACAACUUCAUCUGCAUAUCAGAGACCAGAUUUUGGCAUUUUCUGUAUUGAAUAUGCAGUAUCUCUGUAUACUUUUCACCAACAUGGCUUUUUUUGUUUUUUGUGAAACCUUCAUAAAAUUAUGUAUAUGUAUCUACACUGAGAGAAGAUUACUGAAUCACAUCUUUUUUUUUAUGAGAUUACUUCAUCUUUCUGAUUGUUAGUUUGUGAUAUGAAUAUUAGUGGAAGGUGCCGCUGUUGAUAAGUUUCGGUACUUGCGCCAAUGUACAGUGCUGAUUUUGACUUCUUCGUAGUCACUUUCAAGCUUUAAACCAUUCAAGUAUAACCAGAUGAUUUUUUUUCUUUUUCUUUUAAUUAUUAUUGUGAAAUUCAGGUCCAUGAUCUUAAUGAUGUCAAUAGGGAAACAGUAGAUCAUCAGUCAACUUUAAUUAAGUAGGUGAUGUAUGGUAGUAAAUAUUUUUCAAACAAAACUAGAAUACCCUUUUCUUUCUUGAGGCUCUUAUGCUUAUACAUGUAUUAGUUUUUGAAAAUUUUGGACAUUUAUAAAGAUUCUGUCUGCCUGACAAGUGAUGAGUCCAGCUGUGUGUCAAAAUAUGUGUUUCAUCUGUGAUCUUCAAAAAUUUCAAAUAUCAAUCUAUUUCUAGUGUUGGUUACAUUGAACACCAGUUUCUACACAAAAUAUUUCUUGUGAACAUCUGCAGAAGCAAGUGCCUGUGAGCCUGGGUUAGUACUUAAGACAAAAAGAAUAUUUCAAUUGAACAGUUUCCCAAAUGCAUGUGAGAUACAAACUCUAAUCAUGCAUGUAUAGAAGCCAUGCUUUAAUUUCCACAGCAUGGAUACAAACCCUUUUGGUCUAUGAAUUUACUUGUGUUUUGUGUAAAUGUCUCUCACAGGGUAGAUAUGGACUAUUUGUAUGUAUUUUGAUAGAACCAGAAACUUACACUUUGGAUAUUUAUUAGUUGAUUGGGUUGAAAUAUUAGUACAUAUACAUUGUACAUGAUAACUGAUAAAAAAAUCUGCAAGUACAUCUCAGAGUAUCCCUCAUGGCCUUCCAGUUUUACCCAGUCUGAUGAAAAGAGCAGCGGUUAUAAUGUAAUAUGUGAUAUAGAAUAAAAUUCAAUUGCAUCUUUCAUCUUGAAAAGAUAGAAAAUGUGCCAUUGAAACAUAACUCGAGAUCUCUUAUCAUAAAAUCUUACAUAACUUCAGUUCAGGUAUAUAGAAGGGGAUGGGGGUAGAACGGCUUUAAAAUACAAUAUUCAGGAUCUUUCUGAUAAUGAACUCUUUUGAAAUGAUUUUUUGAUAUUAAUUUAAAUCUUGUUAACCAGUGCUCUUUGAAAAGUUGUUACUCUAUGUAAAGAAAAUGCUUUACAACAAAUUUUUCACUGUUAAUUACUGUAAAUUCCUAGUUAAAGACCUGGAAUUUAUAUCUGUGUAAAAUGGCAAGAAGCAGCCCCGGUAUAUUUUUAAAUACUGUAAACGUAUUACAUUUGGCUGUGUAUUCUAUUUAGCGUUUUUGGCGGAAAAUGGUGUCCGCUAAGUCAAGUACAUCACCAAUUGUAAAAAAUAUAAGUAGACAAAAAGGUACAUUCAGAUAUAUGCUAUAAUCAAAUCCAAGUCAAAUGUAAUACGUUUACAGUAUCUGACAGUUGCAAUUUUUUUAUAUUCUCAUGAUUUUAUACAAAAUUGUGGAAUUCAGUAAUAGCAUCAAAUUGGGAAUUUACAGUGAUAUAAACUCCUUCAGUAUUCUUGUAUAUCCAUUGUAGUAUGCAAAUUUUUACUUCUAAAUAAAGAGAAUCUACAUUUGCAAUACGUUCUGAACUAUGAUUAAAUUGACAUUGUGUACACGAAAGAAAGGGUUGAAUUUUGUGGAAAUGAAAUGGCAUCUAAUUUUACAUGAAAUGACCAAUUUUGUGUACUGCAAAACUGAUGUACAAAAAGUGAAAAAUAUAGGAGAUAUAAGACCGUGUUGUCAUCAUCUAAAAAAGGAUAACCAAAGUUUUAAUGUGUGACUUGUUUUAAAUAGCAGUACAUGUAAUAGGUUAUUUAGAUAUAUUUAUUUUAAAGAAAAUCUGUUGCCUUGUUCUUGUAAAAAAAAAAGUCAAAAACCUUAUGAUCUAUCAAAUGGAUUUUAUUGUUGUGCUUUAUUUAUUUUUUUAAGUUUGUUUCUUUUGUAAUUAAUAUUAUUCAUUUCGUAGUUUUAAUCCUAAUAGAUUUUUUUUUCUCUGACAUUAAGUAUUGUUUAUUCAACAUGCACAUAUUAUUAUAAAUCAAAGAAAAAAACCCAGUUUUAUGUUGUAUGAUUAAGGUAAAAAAGUCCAUAGUUUCUCUGUCCAAAAGUUUUGAAGGGCAGGGAAUCCAUUUUGGUACAAGGUCUUAAAGGAGAAUGGCACAAAAAUAUUUUAUUUUUACUUUAAAAUUAAAAAAUUGAUUUUUCUUUAUUUUUCAAAAUGGCAAUAAAACUGAUCAGUGUGGAAGCAAUGGACACCUGUUGCCUGUACAGCAGAAACUAGAAAUCAACAUUUUUUUUUUUUUUUUGUCUGACCAUUCUGGAAUUGUUACUUUUGUACCUGUCUUUCAGAUUUUUGUGUAUUUAUUUGAAAUUCAGUCCACAAACAGCAAAGUCAAACAGAAUCUAUGGUUGACCUGAUACAUGCAUUGCCUUGGUCACUAUAGACUAUAUUCACAAGGGUUUCAAAAAAGUUGUAUUUCAUUUUAUAAAGGUCUAUCACCACUCAUGUAAGUCUAUAUAUUUUUGUUUUUGUUAUGUUUUUGCAAUAUAUAUAUGCAGAUCAUUUUGUAAAUUUUUCAUGUUUUGUGUUUUAUUUGUAAAUAAAUUAUCAUUUUAUA
This is a messenger RNA of Magallana angulata, 3983 nucleotides long. Its product is annotated as E3 ubiquitin-protein ligase ZNRF2-like. The coding region runs from base 174 to 746 and encodes 190 amino acids. Lineage: Eukaryota; Metazoa; Mollusca; Bivalvia; Ostreida; Ostreidae. The transcript has 4 exons. The record is from RefSeq and is a predicted model, not a curated record.